AAACAUCACUUGCUCUUGUAAUGUUUUGACGGUAAGUAAAGAUGGCGGAAUCGGGCGAGUCGAAGCCUAUCUGUACGUUUUUGUUCAAAAAAUCUAAGAAGAAGUUUAGCGCUCGGAAGAGAAAAGCCAGUGGGAGCGAUAAAGAUGGCAGUAGCGACGAGGAGAAGAGCACAGUUGUCCGCCGGGAGAAGAAGGCAAACAUCGAAAACCCCAUGAUUCAGAAGACUAAGAAAGUCGAGAAGGAGGUUGUUGCGUCAAGUGAUAGUGAUAAUAACCAUGACGAAGAGAAGGUGGCCGUUGCCUACAAGUCUACACGCUCUGCGAAACCAGAGGGCCCUGACGAUAUGGGUGCUACUGCUACCUAUCAACUGGACACAGACAAGGAUAAUGAUGCCCAGGCCAUCUUUGAACGCAGCCAGCAACUCCAGGAGGAGUUGACUGACAAAGGUGUUGACAAGGUGUAUCGUGGUAUCAACAACUACCACAAGUACAUCAAGCCCAAAGACUCCACUAUGGGUAAUGCAUCCUCAGGAAUGGUCAGGAAAGGCCCCAUCCGAGCCCCAGAGCACCUCAGAGCUACAGUGAGGUGGGACUACCAGCCAGACAUCUGCAAAGACUACAAGGAAACAGGCUUCUGUGGUUUUGGAGACAGUUGUAAGUUCUUGCACGACCGCUCAGACUACAAACAUGGCUGGCAGAUAGAAAGGGAAUUGGAUGAAGGGAGAUAUGGUGCAAACGAUGAGGAGAACUAUGAAAUUAGCAGUGAUGAUGAAGACUUUCCCUUUAAGUGCUUCAUCUGCAGAGAAUCUUUCAAAAACCCAAUUAUAACAAAGUGUCGGCAUUACUUCUGUGAGACCUGUGCCCUUCAGCAUUACCGUAAAUCCAAGCGCUGUUACGUGUGUAAUGUCCAGACCAAUGGCGUUUUCAACCCAGCGAAAGAACUGAUGUCAAAGUUAGCGAAGCAUCAAGCUGCUGCUGCUGCCGCUGACCAGCCACCAUCUGAAGAGGACGACUAGCAUCACGUCCGGCUCCCUUUUAAUUGUGUAUUGACUGUUUUUAAAAAAUGUGUAUUGUGUUAGUCAUUGAUCAGUGGUGAACCCUUGGAAUAAAAAGUAAAUUGGA
Molecule: messenger RNA, 1122 nt
Organism: Clupea harengus (Atlantic herring)
Lineage: Eukaryota; Metazoa; Chordata; Actinopteri; Clupeiformes; Clupeidae
Gene: rnf113a
Product: ring finger protein 113A
Exons: 10
Coding region: 42-1016 (324 amino acids)
Biological process (GO): snoRNA splicing
Cellular component (GO): U2-type spliceosomal complex
Molecular function (GO): metal ion binding
Source: RefSeq, a predicted model, not a curated record